Salvelinus fontinalis (brook trout) is the source of this 3984-nucleotide messenger RNA. Its product is annotated as secretory carrier-associated membrane protein 5-like. The transcript has 8 exons. Gene Ontology annotation, cellular component: recycling endosome membrane; trans-Golgi network membrane. Lineage: Eukaryota; Metazoa; Chordata; Actinopteri; Salmoniformes; Salmonidae. Gene Ontology annotation, biological process: protein transport. The record is from RefSeq and is a predicted model, not a curated record. Bases 521 to 1222 code for a protein of 233 amino acids.
GAAUUUCUACGUGCCUGAACGCCAAUAAAUUAGAUACAGAUGAAAACAUGAAAUUACCCAGGGCAUCAAAAGAACAUCACUCGGAGAUGCACAAAAACAAUAUAACGUUGAAAAUGGGUCAACCGUUCCUUUAAGAUAGUGAGAGUGAAAUACCGCUAGUAAGCAGUUUUCUUGUUGGUCAGUUGUGUCCAGCAACGAUUCCGUUUCCUCAAACCAUUUCCCAGUAGGACGGGUAUGUGCGUAAAGAGAGAGAAGAAACGUGACGUCACGGAAUAGCUUUCUACCCCCAAACUCUCGUUGGGUUUUUCAGAUUUGAAUCGAAUAUAGAAUUUGUGUCUCUCGUUUUAAUUUCACCAGCGCGUCUUGUGUUUCAUAAAGAAUAUCGUCAUAUAAUGCAAUUGAAGAACGUUGCAUAGUAACAGCAGUCCUGGUUUUGCAAAAAAAGAGGAUCAUAUCUAAGGCGUUGAGUUUUAGUCUGAAUAAAAAAAAAAAUCCAACUGGAGGAAAAUAUCAAAUUGUAAUGGCAGAAAACAAUUUCCCUCCCCUGCCUGGCUUCAUCCCUCUGAAGCCGUGUUUCUAUCAGGACUUCAACGAGAUCCCAGAUGUACACCGCUCCAUCUGCAAGAAGCUCUACUAUCUAUGGAUCUUCAACAGUGCCACCUUGGCGGUCAAUCUGAUUGGCUGCCUGGCGUGGAUGUGCGGCGGGGGCGGAGCCACUAACUUUGGCAUGGCCAUUCUGUGGCUCAUCCUGUUCACCCCCUGUUCCUACGUGUGCUGGUUCAGACCCAUCUACAAGGCCUUCAAGACUGACAGCUCGUUCAACUUCAUGGCGUUCUUCUUCGUGUUCAUGGCCCAGGUGGUGAUCAGCAUCAUCCAGUGUAUAGGCAUUCCAGGCUGGGGCGUCUGUGGCUGGCUGGCUACCAUCACCUUCUUUAGCACCAAUAUAGGCUCCGCUGUAGUCAUGCUGAUCCCCACCAUCAUGUUCACUGCCAUGGCUGUCCUCUCCUUCACCGGGCUCACCAAGGUGCACAACAUGUACCGUGGCACUGGGGGCAGUAUGAGUAAAGCCCAAGAGGAGUGGACCACCGGGGCCUGGAAGAACCCUCACGUCCAGCAGGCAGCGCAGCAGGCUGCUGUGGGGGUGGCGCAGGGAGCCAUGCAGCAGCAACAGCCCCAGUACUCACAGGCACCCACCUACAAUUACGACGACCCGGGCAUGUAGGGCAGGGUGGAGGAGAGGGUGAGGGUGGGAGAGAAGGGGUGAGGGACAGACUGGGUGACAGUGUUUCUGAUCUCUCGUCAGUUGUUAUGAGAGCAGAAACCGAGCCUCCCAGGCUAGGUGAGGGCCAGACUGGGGAGAUGAAAAGGGAUGAUCAUCAAAUGAGAACCACAAUUCACGAUUACAGUGCCAUUCAGAUAAUUCUUAGAUAACAAAAAUAUAUAUAUUAAAAUGUGUCAUACUGUUUUGAUUUUGCUUCAAAGGUUUUUCCUAGAUGUAGGAAUAAUAAUUUUACUAAACUUGGAACACCUAUCUCCUAACAUGGACCAGCACUCCAACCAUGCACAUAGUUAUUACACAUAGUAAUAACAUAUUACACACACACAAGAUUAAUUGAUCUACUUCCAUGUGCCAGACAGACACUACAACCCUUGCACUGCCCUGUAAUGCUCAUUAGCUUUGUAUAGAAGAACCCAACACAGUCUUACUAGAGCCAUUGCCACGCUUCAAAAAAUAUACUCGUUUUAGUAUAUUUGACUUGACGCUCUUAUCCAGAGCGCAACUUACAAUAGUGAGCAUACAUUUUUGUACUUUAUGUUUGUACUGGUCCCCCGUGGGAUUUGAACCCUCAACCCUGGCAUUUGCAAGUGCCCUGCUCUACCAACUGACCCGCACGGGGACUUAGUGCAGUAGGCUUGUGAUGUUCUGUCAUGUUUUUGAAAAACAGUUUAUACUUGUUUUUGCAGUACUGUAUUAUUGUCAAGGAUGCAGUUUUGCCACAUGGAAAUGACAAAAAUGCAGAAAAAUCGUAUUUAAUCAUAUUUAAAAAGGAUUAUCACAAUUUUGUCCAUGUUGAAUUUUGAUUUUGUAUCACUUAGAUUCUCAGGAAUAGACAUCUACUUUGUUUUAGACAUAAAAUGACUUUAUUGUAUUUAUAUGUUUUUAGAUCUUAGCUAGUUGCUAGAUAGCUAAUAGCUACAUGUUAGUCUGUCUACAGUAGAAAGACCAGACGUUCUGUUGGCGUCAUCAACGUUAGCCAUAUUAGAGGUGUUAAAUUCCUCAACAUUUUCAAAUUUAUUUCAGGUUUUGGGGAGUGUAUUUCGAGUGAGCAUGUUAUUCUGUUGACUAUAAGUGAAAUAAUGAAUAGAUGUUUAAUAAUAACAACCAAUUUAAGCACACAUGUACAGUGUUAAGGUUUUACGUAGGAUGGAACAUUUCAGAUAAGUCUAUGACUACUGUAACCCAGUUAAGAAUUUAGACUAGGUGAACCAAAAUCGUUCCGUCUGUAAAGGGGGCAGAUAGUUCUGUCUAUAGGGGGCAGAUAGUUCUGUCUAUAGGGGGCAGAUAGUUCUGUCUAUAGGGGGCAGAUAGUUCUGUCUAUAGGGGGCAGAUAGUUCUGUCUAUAGGGGGCAGAUAGUUCUGUCUAUAGGGGGCAGAUAGUUCUGUCUAUAGGGGGCAGAUAGUUCUGUCUAUAGGGGGCAGAUAGUUCUGUCUAGAAGGGUCAGAUAGUUCUGUCUAGAAGGGUCAGAUAGUUCUGUCUAUAGGGGUCAGGCAGAUAGUUCUGUCUAUAGGGGGCAGGCAGAUAGUUCUGUCUAUAGGGGGCAGGCAGAUAGUUAUGUCUAUAGGGGGCAGGCAGAUAGUUCUGUCUAUAGGGGGCGGGCAGAUAGUUCUGUCUAUAGGGGGCAGAUAGGAAUUGUGGAAACAAUGGAACAUUUACAAAACUUAGUCUUAAUUCCCCAUUGAAGAUAUAGUAUUUGCUAUUUGUAGAUGGACAGAUGUUAGAUGUUAUGAAUGUUUAUUCCCAUUGGUCAAUCCUCUCACUAAUCCUAAAGUGAACCCUGUGAAGCAAAUGCUUUUUAAUUAAAAAAAAUUAUGACUACAUUACCCAGGGGGCAAAUAUGGUUGUAAUGAUGUCAUCGUGACAUCAUUUCAAACAGUUUUGCCUGCUGGGUAAUGGUGGAGUUGAACCUUUACAAGUGAAAACGAAAAAUGUGGCUGUCAACGUUAGUACAUGAGUAUAGAUGUGAUAUGGUAUAUAUAGAAAACAUUGAAUAUUGUUUAUACAAACAUCUCAUUUUAUGAACUGAAACGGGGAGAAAAUAACUGUCUAGCCUUUAUGAGUAUCGAUGUGUUUUCAUUUAGAGAUGGAACUACUGCAUAGCUACAUUUGACUGCAGUGGGAAAUGUUUUUGUCUCAAAAAGUUAACUCUGAAAAUGUAAAAGAUGGAUAUUACAAAAAUGUGUAAUACCAAUAUUAGACUUGAAACAAAUGUGAAGAUGUGUACAUGAAUGACAGAAAAAAAACUGUGAGUUGUCUUGUCUGAUUGUGUGAUGAUGUUCAAUAUGAUUUUCUUUUAAAUAUUUCUCAAAACUUUUGUUGUUGUUGUACUUUUCCUGUAUAUGUUCUAGAAGGUAUGUGUAUAUGUUCUACAAGGUAUGUGUAUAUGUUCUAGAAGGUAUGUGUAUAUGUUCUAGAAGGUAUGUGUAUAUGUUCUAGAAGGUAUGUGUAUAUGUUCUAGAAGGUAUGUGUAUAUGUUCUAGAAGGUAUGUGUAUAUGUUCUAGAAGGUAUGUGUAUAUGUUCUAGAAGGUAUGUGUAUAUGUUCUAGAAGGUAUGUGUAUAUGUUCUAGAAGGUAUGUGUAUAUGUUCUAGAAGGUAUGUGUAUAUGUUCUAGAAGGUAUGUUAGUCAGAGUGUGUAUACAGCUCUGCUCUUUCUGUCUCUCUACAGUUGUUGGUAUUAUAGGUGUAUAAAAGGAUUCUAAUGGG